Messenger RNA from Drosophila montana, 1610 nucleotides. RefSeq lists its product as uncharacterized. The transcript is spliced from 3 exons. The coding region runs from base 76 to 1371 and encodes 431 amino acids. Gene Ontology annotation, biological process: SCF-dependent proteasomal ubiquitin-dependent protein catabolic process. Lineage: Eukaryota; Metazoa; Arthropoda; Insecta; Diptera; Drosophilidae. The record is from RefSeq and is a predicted model, not a curated record. Gene Ontology annotation, cellular component: SCF ubiquitin ligase complex.
GUGUCGAGACCUGUCAAGAACGAAGCAUUGAAAAUUUUAUGUGUAAAGGGUUAAGCGAGCCGACGACACUAAAGAAUGUCUGGAAUCUCUGGAUUGCUGGCGCUGGCCGAAAAGAAGGGCUCGGCUAGCUGCCACAUACUGAGCCUGCAUGAGGAAAUUAUACGUCAGCUGUUUACCUACCUGCCCACGUUGUGUGACAAGGUGCGACUAGCGUGUGUGGCUCCCAAGUUUCGGCACGCCUUCGAGAGUUGGGCGCGGGCGCAUAGGCACACGCUGAAGGCGGAGGAUGUGGAGCAGAUGGUGCUGCCCGAAAUCAUAGACUUCUUCAAGGUGGCCGGGCCCUAUAUAAAGGUGCUGUUGGUCAACUGCGCGUCCUUUCAGAAGGAGUCGCUGCUGGUCGAGUUCAUUGCGGAGUACUGCAAGACUCUGGAAGAGAUAUACUAUACCAACGUGACGGAUGAGUUUCGCUAUUGCUCGCUGUUGUCGCGUCUGACGGGUCUGCGGCGUGUCAGCAUAGACUGCAUGGAUGCGGAGGACGUGCUCAGCUUGAAUCUGGAGGGCAACACGGAGUUGGAGUCCUUUGAGCUGAUCAAUGGCUGCUACACUGGCAAACACCUGUGCGGCUUCUCCAAGCUCCAGAGGCUGGUGCUCCGGGACUGUUUGCUGUGGAAUUCGGGCGAGUUUGGCAUUCCCCUAAAGGAGCUGCGCACACUCGUCUUGGACGACUGUUGCUUUGAGGUGAUGAAUCAGUCGCUCUACCAAAAGAUAGCCGAAUGCUGUCUGGAACUGGAGGAACUCUCCUUCUCUGGAUGUGAUGCCAACUUUGAGAUCAUUGCCCAGCUGCCCAAUCUGCAGCGAUGCACACUCAAAACCUGGAUGACCUCCAAUGAGCUCAACCUGGGCUUCCUCUCAACCCUAGCCGAAAAGAAGGGCAACAAGCUAACAUUUUUAAAGCUAUCUGGACAGUUUGACAUUAGCAACCAGCAUGCUCGUUGCCUGGGCCAGCUCAGCAGCCUGACGGAGUUCCAUUGGUGCGACAACGACGUGCUGGAGGACGACCACUUCAAGUUCUUCAAUGAGCUGACCGGGCUGAGCCUGUUCGGCUUGUCCUGGUGCGGGCGGGUCACCGACGUGGGCCUCAUGCGAUUGGUGCGCAAGUGCACCCAACUGGCUCGCAUCGAUGUCAAGGGCUGUGAUCAGAUCACCGAUCAGUUUGUGCUGAAUGCCGUCUAUUGCUGCGGCAAGACGGCAGACCGAACAUUGACGCUGAACGUGGAAGACACAAAGAUCUGCCCUGCACUGCUCCAGCAUCCCGAUUAUUUAAAGCCCCUCAACAGAGUUAAGCUGAACUUUACGAUUGGGUCGAGCUGAGCCAGAGGGUGUCCACAAGGAAGUACUGGCUAUAGUUGUAUUUAUGAUCGCAACCUCACACAAUGCUCAAUUACCGAUCGGUAUCGGAUAAUUGCGAGCGUGUACUUUUACGGACUGGCCGUUUGAUAAUCAAAAGCGAGAAUCCAUUUGAAACAUUUAUAAAAAUAAUUCGAUUCACUUCGUUUCAAUUCGACUGACCGAUCGGUCGCAAUAAAUUUCGCAUUCAAUUGUUGCUUGAA